Molecule: messenger RNA, 2247 nt
Organism: Oncorhynchus nerka (sockeye salmon)
Lineage: Eukaryota; Metazoa; Chordata; Actinopteri; Salmoniformes; Salmonidae
Product: dual specificity mitogen-activated protein kinase kinase 4-like
Exons: 13
Coding region: 196-1476 (426 amino acids)
Biological process (GO): protein phosphorylation; MAPK cascade
Molecular function (GO): ATP binding; JUN kinase kinase activity
Source: RefSeq, a predicted model, not a curated record
ACUGUUACGCACUGUCUUCCGUGACUCAGGAGUGUCCAUGGUGCAGAAUCGGGUGCCAUAGCACAUCCAUAGACGUGGCCGUCGUAUGCUGUGCUGCGUUCGCUCGGCUGGCGCAGUGUCCCGUGUGGAGCGAGAGAGGGCGAAGUUUACUCUGCCUGCAUUGCAGCCUGAGCGCUGCUGGAAUCGAACACAACAAUGGCGUCUCCCAGUUCCAACAGCAACUCAACAACCUCCAACAGCAACAUCGCAGGAUCCACCUCGCACCAUCAUCACCCGCAAACACAACACAUGACCACCGUCAGCAACAUGCAAGAAAUCAACACGUGCUGGAGGUGUCAAAACGAAACAGGGUUUCAGAUAAGCCUGUCUGGAGUGCCCCAAAGUAAACGUAAAGCCCUGAAGCUGAACUUCGCCAACCCUCCAGUGAAGCCAGCUACCAGGUUGCCCCUCAAUCCCUCACCUUCAACUGCCCCCUCCUUCCAGAACCCACACAUAGAGCGUAUGAGGACACACAGUAUCGAGUCGUCGGGGAAGCUGAAGAUUUCUACAGAGAAUGCCUGUGACUUCACGGCCGAGGACCUGAGGGACCUGGGGGAGAUCGGCCGCGGGGCCUACGGCUCCGUCAACAAGAUGCAGCACAAACCCAGUGGACAGAUCAUGGCCGUCAAGAGGAUCCGUUCCACGGUGGAUGAGAAGGAGCAGAAGCAGCUGCUGAUGGAUCUAGACGUGGUGAUGAGGAGUAGUGACUGUCUCUAUAUCGUCCAGUUUUACGGAGCUCUCUUCAGAGAGGGCGACUGUUGGAUAUGUAUGGAACUAAUGUCUACCUCAUUCGACAAAUUCUACAAAUAUGUAUAUUGUUCGUUAGAUGACGUCAUUCCAGAGGAAAUAUUAGGCAAAAUCACAUUAGCAACCGUUAAAGCACUGAACCACUUAAAAGAAAACUUGAAAAUAAUUCACAGAGACAUCAAACCUUCCAACAUUCUCAUGGAUCGUAACGGCAACAUCAAGUUGUGUGACUUUGGCAUCAGCGGCCAGCUGGUGGACUCAAUAGCCAAGACCAGAGACGCAGGCUGCAGACCCUACAUGGCUCCGGAGAGGAUAGACCCCAGUGCUUCCAGACAAGGCUACGACGUCCGAUCAGACGUGUGGAGUUUGGGGAUAACCCUGUACGAGCUUGCCACCGGCAGGUUCCCCUACCCCAAGUGGAAUAGUGUGUUUGAUCAGCUGACCCAGGUGGUGAAGGGCGAGCCACCCCAGCUCUGCAACUCUGAAGACAGGCAGUUCUCCCCCAAGUUCAUCAACUUUGUCAACUUAUGCCUUACAAAGGAUGAGUCAAAACGGCCAAAGUACAAGGAGCUCCUGAAACACCCGUUCAUCCUGAUGUACGAGGAGAGGUGUGUGGAUGUGGCCAGCUACGUGUGUCGCAUCCUGGACCAGAUCCCAGCGUCCCCCAUCUCACCCAUGUACCUGGACUGACUGGGGGGGGGGGCACUUUACACCGCAACACACAUGCCGGGGGGGGAACAGUACACCGCAUGACAUCUUAGCCCUCGGAUACAGAGUUACAAUAGUAUCAUCUGUUUGUUUCCAUGUUCCAAAGAACACGAGAACAAUUUCAUAUAAAAAAUGUAUCGCCCUGUGCAAUACGAUAAUACACACACACUCACGCUUGUUCAGUGUCAAUUAAAAUAUCUAGAUUAUCCUCCCGUCUUCAGACAGCUAAACUUGAAGACAUUCAGUUGGCUCAACGUAUGUACGACGUUCAUCUUUUUUUAUGUGCUAGAAAAAAGGGUUAGAGUACAUAUACUGUAUAUGUACAGGUGUGUGUGUGUGUGUAUGUAUAUAAAUAUAUAUCUUAGUACCAGUCAAAAGUCUGGACGCCUACUCAUUCCAAGGGUUUUCUUUAUUUUAACAAUUUUCUACAUGGUAGAAUAAUAGGGAAGACAUCAAACUAUGAAAUAACACUUAUGGAAUCAUGUAGUAACCAAAAAAUGUGUUAAACAAUAAAAUACUUUUGUUUGUUUUUUGUUUUGAGAUUCUUCAAAGUAGCCACCCUUUGCCUUGAUGACAGCUUUGCCCACUCUUGGUAUUCUCUCAACCAACUUCAUGAGGUAGUCACCUGGAAUGUAUUUUAAGUGUAUCUACUUUUACUGGUACUAUAUAUUUACGCACACACACAUACUUGAAAAUCGAUGUAAACGAAUACAGAACUUACCAAAUAAACAUGUUGGAAAGUGAUGCUCAUAA